Fukomys damarensis (Damara mole-rat) is the source of this 1937-nucleotide messenger RNA. RefSeq names its product pleckstrin homology domain containing S1 (gene Plekhs1). The coding region runs from base 216 to 1616 and encodes 466 amino acids. The record is from RefSeq and is a predicted model, not a curated record. The transcript is spliced from 14 exons. NCBI's taxonomy places the organism in Eukaryota, Metazoa, Chordata, Mammalia, Rodentia, Bathyergidae.
GGCACCAGCUUCCUUUUGCAUUUGGGACAAAAGGAAAAUCUUCCCAAGGGUAUAAAUUUGAGAACUUCCUUCUAGUUCACAUUUCAGACAAGGGUGUGCUCAAUCGACGCCCUGGCAUCCAUGAUCAGAGUGAACGGGCAGAGUCCGGGAGACACAGGGACAGAGCACUUUCCCAACUGGACCAAACCCCUGGAUUCCAAUGCCAGCAGACAGUCAUGAUGGAAACGGAAUCUCCAAAGAGUCCAGGCAAACAAUUUACAUCUUAUUAUGAAAAUGAAGUCUAUAAACAAGAUUACUUUAUUAAGUCACCACCUCCUCAGCUUUUCUUCUCCACAGCUUUUUGGAAAAGGCGGUUUUUUAUUCUGUCAAAGAAUGGGGAAAAGAAACUUACUCUUUGCUACUACAGAGACCAUCAUCGCCGAGGUUCCAUUGAAAUCGAUCGAAAUUCCAGCGUAGAAAUUGGUAUAAAGAACCCAGAAAAGAUGCAAUCUGUGCAGAAGAUGUUUAAAUGCCAACCUGAUCAAGUGAUGUCCAUCAGUACCACUAACAGGGAUUAUUUCCUCAUUAAUGAAGACAGGGAGAAGAUUAAAGACUGGGUCUCCUUCUUGUCAUCGUUUUUCCAGGGUAUAAAAGCAGCUCAUCAGAAUACCAAGGAUGUUCCAUGCUCACAGCAAAAGCAAAGCCAAGAAGGAGGAAAAAGGAAGGAGAGAGACCGUUUGGUUGGUAAAUGGCCCAUUUCUGAGCUCAGCUUUUUUUCUGGUCCUCCAAGCACAUUGGACGUUGUCACCUCCACCUCACCAAGUACCAGUCUUCCCGACAUGCAUUUAAUGGAAAAAAGUACCCCAGGAUACAGGCAAGCUCAUCUUCCACAUCUUCACUUGCCAGAAACCACCGAAGACACAGAAAAAUGGAAUGGUUAUCUUUCUCCUCGCAGUGUUCUUUCAGAGCUGGACAAUGUUUUUGAUUCCAAUGACUUUGGUAAACCUGGUUGUCCAGAUGGGGUCGUCAAGGAAACUGAGAGCCAUUAUAUGACAAUGAAAUCCUUAUUUUUCAAAGAGACAACCAGUGCAUCUACUGAUGGUCAGAGGGAACCCCAGACCUUUCCAGAGAUCCAGGCUGGGAGGCCUCACCAGCAAGAUGAAGACUCAGGAAGUGAUUCCUGCCUUUCACCUGCCAAUACAGAAGCACAAACUGCAAAUGACAAACUGGGUAACAACUCUGAUGAAAGCCACAUGGAGACCUUGAACAUUUUCCUUUCUGCUCCUGAUAUCAUAAACUAUCUUGCUGUCAUAGAAGCUGCAGGACGGAUAUGUGUGGCUCAGUGGCAAGGCCCCCCACACCUGGGAUGCUUAUUUUGCCAUGGAGAUCAUAUCUUGGCUGUGAAUGGCAUGAAGCCCCAUGACCUGGGAGAGGUGUCCCUGUUUCUCACCCGGUCUAUACAGAAGAAGAGAGUAAAACUCACCAUAGGCCGGAUCCAAAAUUCAGAGAAAUUCCAUGUUACACCCUGUACAUGCACCUUAAAAAACCAAGGGACUGCCCCUGGUCUACAGGAUACAUCUAAACUGAAGAGGAAUGUGGCAGUUAAGAAGGACCAGCAGAAAGGAGAUGGAAAGUAGCCUGCUGUGGACCCACUGCAGCAGGGGGAUGGAGCCUUGGCAGGCCCUGGGCUCUGCUACAUGCAGCCCUGUGAUACAAGACAAGCUCACACACCUCUCUAAAUCACCAUAUCUGCAUUUUAGCAAUGGGACUGACUAUCCUCUCUCUGGGUAUCGCAUCAGGGAUGCUGAGAAGGUCAGGUGGUUUAAGGAGGAGGGAUCACAGUGAAGAUGGAAGGCCAUAUUAUCUGAGACCUUGUCCCAAACAGUGCAGAGACAGAUUGGGCAGGUCCUUCAUCUAAUUAAUACCCACUGUAUAUUCUGUGAGGUCAUGGUCCACAU